Messenger RNA from Lotus japonicus, 937 nucleotides. Its product is annotated as nifU-like protein 3, chloroplastic. Lineage: Eukaryota; Viridiplantae; Streptophyta; Magnoliopsida; Fabales; Fabaceae. The record is from RefSeq and is a predicted model, not a curated record. Gene Ontology annotation, biological process: iron-sulfur cluster assembly. The transcript is spliced from 4 exons. Gene Ontology annotation, cellular component: mitochondrion; chloroplast stroma. Gene Ontology annotation, molecular function: iron-sulfur cluster binding; iron ion binding. Bases 105 to 800 code for a protein of 231 amino acids.
CAAUAUAUCAGAACUGAACUUCAUCCAGAAACAAAAAAUGAGAAAAUAUUUUGUACUUAGCCAAAAUUUAAGUUUCUGGAACUGGUUUUCCCACUUACACUCAGAUGUUGGGUGGUGCAAUCUCAGCUCCAACAACUCAAAGCCUCAAUGGAACAAGAAGAAUUGCAAUGCUUUAUCCAUCUCAUAAGAACCUAGCAUCAAGUACCAGAGGAUUUUCAUCAAAGGAGAGCUGUUUUCUCAGAGGUCACCACAUCAACAUAAAGCAAAUUUUUGGGCUUAUCUCUAGUCAUGCUCCACGAAGCAAAGCAGGAUUUGUUGUUUCUCCAACCUGUGUCCUGCCUCUGACAGAAGAGAAUGUGGAGAAGGUUUUGGAUGAGGUAAGGCCUGGUUUGAUGGCUGAUGGAGGGAAUGUCGCAUUGCAUGAGAUAGAUGGGCUUGUUGUUGUCCUCAAGCUACAAGGAGCAUGUGGGUCAUGUCCUAGCUCAGCUAUGACACUAAAGAUGGGAAUCGAACUUCGCCUCCGGGAUAAGAUUCCAGAAAUCAUGGAAGUGGAGCAGGUACUAGACACCGAGACCGGUCUUGAGCUAACCGAAGAAAAUGUUGAAAAUGUUCUUUCUGAAAUUAGACCUUACCUUGCUGGCACUGGGGGAGGAAUAUUAGAGCUUGUUCAGAUCAAUGAUUAUGUUGUCAAAGUUCGGUUAGGUGGACCAGCAGCUGGGGUUACGACAGUUCGUGUUGCCUUAACACAGAAGCUGAGAGACAAGAUACCUUCUAUUGCGGCUGUGCAGCUAAUAGACUGAUCAUGUAAUAUAAAAGCUCUUUUAUAUUUUGACUUUUAAUAUGUUACAGGAUGAAAUGGAACUACUCAAUAGAAAAAACAUGUAAAGUAUUGUCGAGAAAUGAAAUUAAGAGCCAAUUACACAGUAAUAUUGAAUUU